AUGCAGGGUGAUCCUCAUGGGUAUUUUCACAUUGUAUUACUCUGCCUAUGCUGGUACGUCAUCUCAUCGUUUGCUUCGCAGGUAACAAAGAAGAUCUUAACGAUCCAUCCAUUACCGUUGUUCUUGGGUGAAUUUCAGUUUGCAUAUACAGCGUUGCUGGCAGCGCUAUGUUGUAUUAUUGCGAAGGGAUCUCUCAGUUUUCAUAGCAGGUUUCCUGAAGGUACAUUACCACAAUAUCAUGAUAAAUCUCAUCCACAACACCAAAGGACAAUUUUCACUAGACCGACAAGACACGUACUUCUUACAGUGCUACCGCUAAGCAUUUUUCAAUUUUUGGGAAAAUAUUUUGGCCAUACAGCGACUUCUUUGGUGCCAAUCUCUACUGUAGCUAGUAUCAAGACGCUGUCGCCAGUAUGCAUUAUAAUUUUACAGAAGGUUUUCAAAGUGUCUAAUUCGCAACUUGGCAGUCAAGUUUACCUGAGUCUAGCAUGUAUCAUUCUGGGCGUUUGGAUUAUCGUUAGUGAAGAUAAUAAAGUCUAUUCGAGGGUUAGCUCAUUGGCAGAUUCAAAUUCUCAACAAUAUUCAUCAUAUGGGAUUCUAUGUGCAAUUUCAUCAAUGAUAAUUUUCGCUAGUCAAAAUAUCUAUGGUAAAGGUGUUUUUACUUAUAAGCAGGAGAAUGCUAAUAGACUUGAUAGAGCGGUUGCACCAUUGCCAUUAUACACUGAAAAGAAGGGAACUUUAACGGUACCUGAAUCCAUCAAAUAUGAUAAAUUGACCCUAAUGAUGUACAUAUCGUUGGUUGGAUUCUCGCUAUCUUUUGGAUGCUUUAUGAGUUUAGAAUUCUCCACGGUUUACGAUGAGAUCAGACAAUUUGGGAUUGGUUGUAUUCCAUGGUAUUUAUUCUUCAUCAAUGGUACAUUUCAUUUCUUGCAAGCUAUGAUUACCUACCAACUGUUAGGCGAAGUAUCUACUCUGACCUAUUCAAUUGCUAAUAUCAUGAAACGUAUAGUAGUGGUGACUGUAAGUUGGCUAGCUGCAGGAGGGCAGAUAACAGCUAACCAAUUGAUAGGAUUAUUACUAAACGUGUUUGGACUAUUUUUCUACGAAAGAUACAACAGCAAGAAGAAGAAAGAACAUUAUCUCCAACAAAUCAACCAUCACAAGACACUACCAAAGAACAAGUUUUGA
Molecule: messenger RNA, 1188 nt
Organism: Zygosaccharomyces rouxii
Lineage: Eukaryota; Fungi; Ascomycota; Saccharomycetes; Saccharomycetales; Saccharomycetaceae
Exons: 1
Coding region: 1-1188 (395 amino acids)
Biological process (GO): phosphoenolpyruvate transmembrane import into Golgi lumen
Cellular component (GO): endoplasmic reticulum; Golgi apparatus
Molecular function (GO): phosphoenolpyruvate transmembrane transporter activity; antiporter activity
Source: RefSeq, a predicted model, not a curated record